Molecule: messenger RNA, 606 nt
Organism: Musca vetustissima
Lineage: Eukaryota; Metazoa; Arthropoda; Insecta; Diptera; Muscidae
Product: kunitz-type protease inhibitor 2-like
Exons: 2
Coding region: 1-606 (201 amino acids)
Molecular function (GO): serine-type endopeptidase inhibitor activity
Source: RefSeq, a predicted model, not a curated record
AUGAAAAUUCUAUCCAGAGUGUCUUUACUCCAACUUCUGUUAGUGUUUAUUGUGAAAUUCUCAGAAAAUAACUUUGUAGAAGGCGCUGUGGGAUUAUAUGGACCUGAUCGUUAUGAAGGUCUGCCCGAAUCAUGUCUACUGCCCAUGGAUUUCGGUUACUGUCGUGCCAAAUUACAACGUUACUACUUCGAUAUUCGACGCAUGAAAUGUACCAUGUUCUAUUGGGGCGGAUGUGCCGGCAAUGAUAAUAAUUUCAAAACAAUGGAGGAAUGUAAUGACUUCUGUUCGUCCGGCUAUGAACAAAGCAACAAUAUUGUACCACUCAAAAGAGAACGUUCAGAAAAUAAUCCCAACUACAAUGUCAAUCAAAAUACAAGGUCAUCCAAUUUCAACAGCCGAGGAAAUAUCGCUGGCUCUACAUCGAAGUCUGUCGCACCGAAAUUCACAAUCAAAAGUUCUCCUGCACCCUCGUACAGGGAUAAUGUCAGUGUCAACAAUGGCACGGCCAGGGCAAAUGUAAAGACUUUUAAUAUUAAUCCGCCACAAAAAGAGCUGAAAUAUCCAACGGCCACAGAUGAUUUGGAAGAUGAGGAAUAUGAUGAGUAA